AUGAACAAUGCGUUUUCGAUAGCAUGGCGAGGCCCAUGUUUGGGCAUCCGCUCCUCGUUACAACCCAAGCCCUCGCCGCCCGUCCAGCAAUUCACCCGCUCAUUCUGCCGGGAUGCUCGAAAUUCGAUUAGAGCUGCGUGCAGUCGAGGCGAUGGAUCUCUGAGCCCCCGCUGGUCAGGCACGAGCGCGAAACCACCCUCCCCUAUCCUACCACGAUACUGCACUUUGCGCCGGCCCUUCAACACCUCCGCAUCUCCUCGCGCGCAGCUGAAUUCCUCAAACAAUGGCGGGCCGCAGGAGACCGGUAUCCCAUUUCAGCCGCGCGAGCUCUCCCAUUCUCAAAUCGCACAAGUCUUCGGAACGCCUAGGAUACCGCCGGCCUUUGGCAAUCGGAUCCUUCGCGUGCUCCAUGGGCGGCGAGUGGCCGGGACUUUGGAUUUGGAUCUACCUCCGGACAUCAAGAAUGGGGUCCCGCAACAUGUCCUCGAUGAUGGUCUGCAGUGGCUUCGAAAACAUUUCCCGGUUGAUGAGGAUGCGGCGAUUAUGGAAAGGAUUGAGAGGGAAGAACAAGAAGAGGAAGAAAGAUUGAUGCGACGCGCUGAAAAACUCGGGCUAUAUAAGCCGCAGAGCGGCAGGUUCGGCGCGGAGGUUGAGAAAGAAGGAGACGUAUAUGGGCAUAGCGUUCUUCAAGAAAUAAGACAAGAAAAUGAGAGGAAAAACUUAAAGAGAGAGGAAGCUGAGAGGCACGAGUGGUUGGAAUCUGAGGCGAAAGAAAAAGAGAAUUUAAAAAAGGCAAUGCAGAGGAAUACUGAAUUGGCAAAAUUUGAAGAAUCUGCGAUUGCGGAAGCUCGCCCUCGUGCGGAUCCCAACCUGCGCCCUGCUCUGGCUUGGAUUCAAAAACACCACUUACGCGCAACAGCUACGAAUAUUGACACAUCGAAAUUGAACAAGCCGCGCCGCAUUCUCCCGUCAUUGGGUAUUGCUAUCCUAACAGUGGGACUGUGCUAUUUCUAUUCCGAAACGUACCAAGCUCCAUCGCUUGAGCACCGCAUGUUUCCGAGCCUCCCUCCCGCUGCAGCGACUGCACUUAGUCUCAUUGGAACUAAUGUCGCAAUCUUUGCGUUAUGGAGAGCUUUCCCGCCUGCAUGGCGACUCCUCAAUCGAUAUUUUAUCAGUGUGCCCCUUUACCCAUAUGCACUAAGUACUAUAGGCUGUGUGUUUAGCCAUCAGCAGCUGCACCACCUGGGGGCAAACAUGUUUAUUCUUUGGUUUGUCGGGACAAGAUUGCAUGACGAAGUUGGUCGUGGGAACUUUCUGGCUCUUUACUUUUCUGCCGGAGCCGUCUCCUCGAUCACAUCGCUUGCCGCCCAUGUCCUCGGGAACAAAUUGACUGUCACGUCCCUGGGAGCCAGUGGUGCAAUCGCAGGCAUAGCGGCUGCUUGGUGUAUGCUGCAUGCCAAUGACAAACUCGCUAUUGCUUUCAUUCCACGCGAUUGGCAAGAGGUUUUUUCCGCAAACGGGAGCACAUUCCUCGCAGCUAUCGUGUUGAUUGAAAUUAUCACUCUCAUGUCGCCAUUGAGAAUCCUUGCCAUGGACCACUGGGCGCAUUUAGGUGGGUAUGCAACUGGCGCUCUCGUCGGAUGGUUUUGGAAAGAGAAACGGGAGAAGGAAAAGAAGAAGAAUUUUUGGUAUAAGUUUUUGGAAGGAUAUCGGUAG
Uncinocarpus reesii 1704 is the source of this 1716-nucleotide messenger RNA. RefSeq lists its product as uncharacterized. The record is from RefSeq and is a predicted model, not a curated record. NCBI's taxonomy places the organism in Eukaryota, Fungi, Ascomycota, Eurotiomycetes, Onygenales, Onygenaceae. The coding region runs from base 1 to 1716 and encodes 571 amino acids. Gene Ontology annotation, molecular function: serine-type endopeptidase activity. Gene Ontology annotation, cellular component: membrane. The transcript has 5 exons.